GCUACACUUGUUAGGCAGUCCUGAUGACUAAGGACUGUGGUGUGGGAUGGAUGCUUCCGAGUGCCCUGGAACACUUACAGAAAGUCGACAAGCUUAGUAGGUUAUGAAACUAGUCUUCUUGCUUGAAAAUGCUGUAAUAACAUCACUUGGGGCAGUCUGCAUUCUCCUCAAGAAUCACCCAGCUGAGUGCUGUCUGACCUACUUUUUACCAGCAGACCCAUCACUAGGAUCUCAUCAUACUCUGGCAAAGAAAGCACAAACUCUGACUGAAGAAGAAAUAACUUACACACCAAAAGAAUUGCAAGAUUUUGCUAUUAAAUAUGAGCAAAAGCCUGGGGAAUGUGUGUGGACGUGGAUUCUAAGAAUGUGAGAUAAAGGAAAAACACUAACUACCUUGGGCCAAAUUUACUGAUACGGGUGCACUUAAAUUGAUAUAUUCUGGAUUUGAUGUGUUAGGACAUAUAGCUGGACAUGGCUCUAUACUUGAUGGGUUCACCAAAAAAACUCAGUGGUGGCCUUCAUUUAAUGAAGUUGAGAUACCAAAGCUUCCCUGGCUUUGUGCAGAGGGAAUUCAAAGACAGGGAGAUAGGAGUGUCAGAGUAGACAUAUUUUGUGUGACCUGCAUACCAUCCCCCACCUUCCCUAACUACACUCCCUGAGAGCGCCAGCUUAAAACAACAACCAUUUAAUAUAUCUCACCGUUUCUAAGGGUCAGGAGCGGUUUAGCACUGGCUCAGGGUCUCCCACAAGGCUGCAAUCAAGAUGUUGGCUGAGACUGUAUUAUUUAAAGGCUUGCCUGGCUGGGGCUGAGGGAUCUGUUUCCAAGAUGGUUCACUCACGUGGCUCUUGGCAGGAGGCCUCAGUUUGUCACUGCAUGAGCCUCUCCACAGCAGUCUGAGUGUCUUCAUAUCACAGCAGCUGGCUUCCUCCAGAGCAAGUGACCCAAGGGAGAAAGAGCAAGGCAGAAAAGCCACAGUGUCAUGCAGAGACUUGGAAGUGAGGCUGUAUUCUAUUGAUCACAUAGACCAACCAUGAUACCUGUGGGAGGGGACCACACAAGGGCAAGAAUUCCAGAGGCAGGGAUCCCUGGGAUCCACCUUGAAAUCUGGCUAUCACAGCAGCUUGGCCUUCCACCAGCUAACUUUGCUGUUUUCCUUCCCUGUAGACACUCUUGUGAGGCUUCUGAGGGCUAGGCUCAGGGAGUCAGUCUGAUCAUGGUUUAGUGGAGGUUUGGUUUAUGCAUCUUGGGACUAUGUUGAAGUGAUGGGCUAAGAACUGUGUGAAGAACUUCAGUGAGAGAAAUUAAUACUGUGCAUUUUCCCCCCAACGUUGAAGAUUAUAGUGGGACCAUGGAUCUGUUUGGAGACAUAGAUGACAUUUCUUCAGAGAGUGACGGGGACAGUAAACCACCCAUUUCAGGACAGCCUGUUACUGAUGGACGUGGAGUGCCUCAGGACCAGCAGGAGGAAGAGCCAAUAUCUGAAACCAAAAUAGAAGUAGAAAUUCCCAGCAUCAACUCUGAUUUAGGAAAUGAAUUGUACUUUGUUAAACUACCCAAAUUUCUCAGCAUAGAACCCAAGCCUUUUCAUCCUCAGUAUUAUGAAGAUGAGUUUGAAGAUGAGGAAGUGCUUGAUGAAGAAGAUAGAACCAGGUUAAAAUUAAAGAUAGAAAAUACUAUACGAUGGAGGAUACGCCGGGACAAAGAAGGAAAUGAAAUUAAAGAAAGCAAUGCUCGGAUAGUCAAGUGGUCCGAUGGAAGCCUGUCCCUGCAUUUAGGCCAUGAGGUGUUUGAUGUUUACAAGGCCCCGAUGCAGGGCAAUCACAACCACCUGUUCAUUAGGGAAGACACUGGUCUGCAGGGACAAGCCAUCUUUAAGUCCAAACUCACUUUCAGACCUCAGGCUACAGACUAUGCCACACAUAGAAAGAUGACCCUGCCACUUGCUAAUAGAUGCUCGAGGACACAGAAGAUUAGAAUCUUACCAAUAGCUGGUCGUGAUCCUGAAUGCCAGCGCAGAGAGAUGAUUAAGAAAGAAGAAGAACGUUUGAGGGCUUCUACUCACCAGGAGACCAUCCAUCUGCGGGAAAAGCAGAACCAGCGGGGGCCAAGUGCCCUCUACCAGGGCCCCAGCAGUGAUGAGGAGGGUGAAGCCAGAAAGAGCCAUGGCCGAGGGGAACGCCGAGAGGAAAGGGCCAGAACCUAUUCUUCAGAGCGUGAUGAGGGACCAGAUGAAGAUAAGGCUCAAAGAUCGCCGAGAGCAAAGAAACUCACCAGUGAUGGGGAGGUGAACCCUCCAGAAAGAGGAAAGCAGGCGGCGAAGAAGAAGAGGAUGACUGAAGCAUGAAACGCGUGCUUGCUAAAAACAAUUUUUUAAGUGAAGUGGCAUUUGAAAUGAGGAGCAAAACUGGACAUUACCGAACUUACAGAGAACGGAAAUUGCUAUGGAUUCUAGAAAAACAAUGAUCCUUGUAUCUGCUGGGAGGUAACAGUGAUUCCUGAUUUUAUAAGGAAAAAGUGAGGCAGUCCUGGGACCACAGAGCGAAAAUUUAAAGAUUUUAUGAAACCUCAUGAAUUAUUUAAUCUUAUUUUAAUGGUAGCAAGGGUUAAAUAUAAUGUACAAUAGAACAUGACUAACAUUUUAUCAAAACAUUUUUUCUUUUAUAAUUUUCAGUAUACCAUGGACUCCCCUUUUUAAAUGAAAAAAUAUCAGAUGCUGUCCACGGAAAAACAAUAUACAAAGCUCUAUACAUGUAACUUUUCCAGAGGACAACUACUGCACAAAGCAAGUAUGUGGAUUAUUUCAUUCAAAUAACGAGAAUCUGCAAUUUAACAAUCAAGAUAUAAUUCUCCUUAAAAUCUCCAACAAUCUGCUAAUUUUUUAAACACAAAAUGUUUAUUUGGUCUUUUAAACGACAGGCACCGCACCCUUAGAAAAUGUAUUUCACCUGUGAAUUAGACUUCUACUAGGCUUU
Molecule: messenger RNA, 2973 nt
Organism: Balaenoptera musculus (blue whale)
Lineage: Eukaryota; Metazoa; Chordata; Mammalia; Artiodactyla; Balaenopteridae
Product: RNA polymerase-associated protein LEO1-like
Exons: 11
Coding region: 1350-2345 (331 amino acids)
Biological process (GO): positive regulation of transcription elongation by RNA polymerase II; transcription elongation by RNA polymerase II
Cellular component (GO): Cdc73/Paf1 complex; nucleus
Molecular function (GO): RNA polymerase II C-terminal domain phosphoserine binding
Source: RefSeq, a predicted model, not a curated record